AUGAACGAGUUCGCUCGCUUCUCCAAGCGAGCUGUCGACUACUUCUUCGAUCGUCCGGCCAGGAACGAUGAUACCUCUCCCAUAUGGUGUCUCGGCCGAUCUUACGACUCCGAUUAUCGUCCUGAAAAGCACGACCAGACAACUGCACUCUCUACCUCAGCCAAAUCAGACUCUGCAGCGUCGCACGCUGACUCGGCCGUCGUAACACAAUCAGAACAGAAGCCAGAUGAGCAAGGAGAAGCGGGGGAUGAUGAGUUGGUCAAGAGCUUCGAUCAAGUACAAUUGUCAAAGUCUAUGGAUGAGGAAGAUUUUGGAUGGCCUUCUGAGUUCCUGGAAGAUGUGGAAUCACGGAUAUGGCUCACAUAUCGGAGCGACUUUCAGCCAAUAGCCAAGUCCAAGGACCCCGCUGCUGCCUCUGCCAUGUCGUUCACAACAAAGCUACGGAACAUCGCUAAUCAGGGUGGCUUUACUUCAGACUCAGGAUGGGGCUGCAUGAUCAGAACAGGACAAUCUUUGCUGGCCAACACAAUCCUACUGCACCGCUUGGGAAGAGACUGGAGGAAGGGUCAGAACGAGCGAGAGCAUAGGGACAUCUUGUCCCUGUUCGCAGACACACCCGAAGCUCCCUUUUCCAUUCACAAGUUCGUCGAGCACGGAGCUCAGGCGUGCGGCAAAUAUCCUGGCGAGUGGUUCGGUCCCAACGCCACUGCUAGGUGCAUACGGUACGUCUACUGCCUGCAUCUCAGCCAGACUGCAGGGCUAAUCUCGAUCCAGGGCGCUCACAGACAAAUACCACGAAGCCGGAAUCCGCGUAUACGCACGACACAAUGACGGCGACGUCUACGUCGACUCACUCAUCGCCACUGCAACUCAGAAAGACGCUGAUGACAAAUUCCAGCCCACACUCAUCGUCCUCGGAAUCCGUCUCGGAAUCGAAAAGGUGACUCCAGCCUAUCACGCUGCUCUCAUGGCAUCACUCGAACUUCCGCAAUCCGUCGGAAUCGCAGGCGGCAGGCCUUCCAGUAGCCACUACUUCCUCGGCCACCAAGGCGACAACUUUUUCUAUCUCGAUCCACACACCACUCGCCCCAUGCUCUCCCCGCAACCUUCUGCCGAAGACAUCGAAUCCUGCCAUACCAGACGCAUCCGCAAACUUUCCCUCACGGAAAUGGAUCCCUCCAUGCUCCUCGGCUUUCUCAUCCGAUCGAGGGAAGACUUUGAGGACUGGAGGAAAGCUGUCUCGGAGAUCCCAGGCAAGGCGAUCAUCCACAUCCACCAGAAAGAAGGAAGUUAUGCGACUGGGGAUGAACGGGCCGGUGCGGUCGAUGAGGUGGAAACGCUGGAUGAUACGAUGGAUGACGAUGAUGCUGAUGCUGAUAAUGAUGAUUUCUGA
Messenger RNA from Lecanosticta acicola, 1393 nucleotides. NCBI's taxonomy places the organism in Eukaryota, Fungi, Ascomycota, Dothideomycetes, Mycosphaerellales, Mycosphaerellaceae. The record is from the annotation of a GenBank genome assembly.